UUUUUUCUGUUUCUUUCACGCUCACUUAGUUUGUACAUGAACUCCCAGGAGUGUGUUUGUGCACCCCGUUCGGUUCUGUCAAGAAUCAACUCUGUCGUUCCCAUGAUUUGAGCCCGCUCCCGUCCUGUCCCAGCAUCACCAUGUCCACCGGAUCUCUCAGCGACGUCGACGACGAGCUCUUGGACGGCAUUCUCAAGUUCGGCUCCUCCGGUAAGGACUCCAAUGAGAGCACGGAGGAGAGCUCCAACUGCGAGGGCAGCUUCGUCACCGAGGGCAGGAGGAGAGAGGCGUCUGGCAAGAAGCGCAAGAGCUCGUCACGCAAAAGUGCGCCCAAGGGUGUGGCGCAGCAGGAGGGCAAACAGGUGCAGAGGAACGCAGCCAACGCGCGCGAGAGAGCCAGGAUGCGCGUGCUGUCCAAGGCGUUCUCGCGACUGAAGACCUCCUUGCCGUGGGUCCCGCCGGACACCAAGCUCUCCAAGCUGGACACGCUGCGCCUGGCGUCCAGCUACAUCGCGCAUCUCCGGCAGAUUCUGGCUAACGACAAGUAUGAAAACGGAUAUACGCACCCAGUUAACCUGACGUGGCCCUUCAUGGUCGCAGGGAAACCGGAGACUGACCUGAAGGAGAUGCUGAACGGGACUCGGUUGUGCGGAACGACCGCGUCCUGAUGCGAUGAAGUGGGAGAAGCUUUUUUUCUCUCUCUCUCUCUCGCUGUCUCUCUUUCAAAAGACAGAAAAACAUCUAAGUUUGACUAAAAUACAGUCUCAUCUCCGCAGGCUGUGAGUGGGAAUAACAGAGGGAGCGCAUCCUCUCUCUCGACGUUCCCGUAUUUGAAAAGAUCAAUUUAUUUAAGUAGAUUCCGUCACCUGCUAUCUUUGCUGGCUCAAAGAUAACCUUUUUAUACUUUUUUUGUACUUUGUUAUAAUCUGCAGGUGUUUUUUUCUUCCUGUCUUAAAUUUCUGUACAGAUUGCAUGUAUAUAAAAUAUUUUCUCCACCUCUAACCAUGUGUGUUGGAUGUUAUUAUUAUUUCCUUUUUAAUGUCGCUGUGUGGGCCAGUUCUCUGACCUGCUCACCUUUCUUAUCAGUGUUCUCCUUCAGAAUAGCAGAACCUGAGCACCGACAAAGCGUGGUUCCUGAUAAGGCCCUCUCUGUUGUUUCUGAAAGAUAACGGUGGACGUGGAUACCAUUGCAUAAACAAACCGCUCGUGCUUUCAGAGAUGAGUCCAAGUCCCGAAAUGGACCUGCGGCUCAUUCUGGUAAAUCUGUUCUGCUUGGGCUAUUUCAUAUCUUUAAUGCAUUCAGUAGUCGCUAAUUGGAUUUAAUUGGCCAAGGGAUUAUAUUUGUUUAGGCAAAGGCUUGAUUGGUUCCUCCUUGGUUCAGUCAAUAAAAAUGUGUGGCCCUUCAAAGCAGAGGGGAACCUAUCCCCAGUUUAACCCGCCCAGGCCAGUUGUUUUAAUUUGCCCGGGUUAUGACCGCAGUGUUUACAUCAUGCCGACAGUUAUUUAUGCACACACCGCCUCUCGCUCUCCCUCUCUCCUUUUUUUUCUCACAGAAGGAUCCCAAAGAAAAAGUGUUUGCAUACAUCUCGUUGUUUUUUUUGUUUGUUUCAUAGAAAUUCCUUCACUUUUAUCCUAAUUUUCUGGUGUCUCUUCCAACAGAAAAUACCCUGCAGCUAUUAUCUGCCUAAAUUAAAACAACAAACACUUUAACUUGACUAGAGAACAGAAAUGGAUCAAAAUGAUCUUCGUUGCGUGCAUUCUGAAAAAGAAAGAAAACAAGUGUAAGUUUUACAAUGCUUUUUCAAUUUUUUUGUGUGUGUGUGUUUUUGACAC
Messenger RNA from Xiphophorus maculatus (southern platyfish), 1833 nucleotides. It is a transcript of the gene tcf21, whose product is annotated as transcription factor 21. The transcript has 2 exons. The record is from RefSeq and is a predicted model, not a curated record. Gene Ontology annotation, molecular function: RNA polymerase II transcription regulatory region sequence-specific DNA binding; DNA-binding transcription factor activity, RNA polymerase II-specific; protein dimerization activity. The coding region runs from base 141 to 668 and encodes 175 amino acids. NCBI's taxonomy places the organism in Eukaryota, Metazoa, Chordata, Actinopteri, Cyprinodontiformes, Poeciliidae. Gene Ontology annotation, biological process: regulation of transcription by RNA polymerase II; developmental process.